Messenger RNA from Clonostachys solani, 543 nucleotides. The record is from the annotation of a GenBank genome assembly. NCBI's taxonomy places the organism in Eukaryota, Fungi, Ascomycota, Sordariomycetes, Hypocreales, Bionectriaceae.
AUGGCACCGCCCAAACACAUCUAUGCCUGGCUCAUCUGCGGGUUUGCAACUCUUGGAGCAUGGCUCUAUGGCUACGACGGAGUGUACUUUACUGGUGUUGUGGCCCUUGGCGUCUUUGUCAAAAGUUUUGGUACAUUGCAACCAGAUGGUACUUAUUCCAUCCGACCAUCAGACUUGUCGGCCAUGACCUCGAUGAUUCAAGUUGGCGAGCUGGUUGGCUCGCUCGGCUCGGCCCCCAUCAACGACUAUCUAGGUCGAAAGGGAGCUUGGAUUGUGGGAUCCCUUUUCGUCACAAUCGGUGUCGUGCUACAGUUGGUGACAAGCUCGAGCCAAGCCAUUAUUUCGGGCGGUAGAGCCGUCUUGGGAUUCGGUGUCGGUGCCUUCUGCGCCACUUCGCCCCUUUACAUUGCUCGCAUUCUCGUCACGGAGUGGUCUAAGCAGCCACGUAUCGACCACGAUGCGGUUGACAUGCGGAACGACGACAAGUCUGACCGCGACGUCGAGAAGGUUGUUGCGGAACAAGUAGUUCAGCUUCGGGAGUAA